AUUCUUUUAUUUGUACCAUUUUGCAUUCUACGCUUAUCAUUACCGCUUCAGUGGACAAAACCGAAGUUUGGCAUUAGUAUCCUCUUGGUUAUUCAUACAGCACUCCAUGUUUUACUUUUUCCAUCGUUACGAGCUGCCUGUCAUUAUUCAACAAGCGCAAAUACUUAUCAUAACAAACAAUCAGAAUGUGGCAGGGAAUGGCCCCCAACAGAGGCAGCAGCAGCAGCUGCAGGGCCAGGGGCGGCCAGCUGCAAUUAUAAUGGGUCGACUAUUUCGUCGCCCGGCUCGUCAGCAACAGCAGCAACAACAAGAACAGCAGCUCAUUGAUGCUCUACGAAAUCAGCGACAAAUACCAUUCGUUGGUGGCUUGCUGCAGCGACGCGUCGGAGCUGUGGACACUUUGCGGCGCACGCUUCUACAACGUGGCUGGAUGGGAGCGCCACGUGUCCGCGUACAAAUCGCCAAUUUGCAACGCAUCAAUUUGCGUUCCAUUCAAAUAAAUCCAGCCAAUUUGGAUGCAGCCGCCGCCUCAGCAGCAGGCGAAGCAGCAACGGGUGAUGGUGCUGGAAGUGGAAGUGGCACCGGCGGUACAACGAUAGAUGGCAAUAUUACCAUAACACAGGUGGCAGACGCAGAUGGCUCAACAAAUGCAAUGGCAAUGGCAAUGGGAAGCAACACCAGUAGUGGCAGCGGCCAAACCAUUGGCAUAACAAUCUCUUUUAAUCCGCCAGCCACAGACGAUGUAGACACGAGGUCGGCAACUGGCGCUGAAAAUGUUGCACAAACCCCCCCAUCAGUGGCAACUUCUUCGUUGAAUGACGCGCGGACAACAGAAGCUAUGCCAAAUACUGCCGCAGAACUACAGCCGGUAUCAACAACAAUAACAGCUCCAAAAUGUGAAAAUCCGGAGGAAGAAAGUUCAUGCAAAAAUGAGGCAAACAUUAAUAACGACGCAGCAAUGUCGAAAAAUGAUGAAAAAACCCCUUCGAGUUCCAUAGAAAACCAAUCAAACCAGGGUGUCAAUAAAGAGCCUGUACUUAACGAAGAAAAGAAACCGAACACAGACAAUUCAUUGGGAACAGGAACAUUCGAAAAUGUGGUUGACUCCGAAACGACUCAACAACACUUAGAGGGCGAAUAUUUGCCAGCGAGAAACUUGAGUGCAAGCGUGGUGUGUGAAGAGGGAGAGGGGAACAGUUUAGCCGAACAGAUCAACACGAACGUACCAUCAUUUGUAGAACUAUCGCCAACUAUCGUUGAGCGUGGGCAAGAGGUGGUGGUGGCAAUAUUAAACACGUCAGUAGUGUCGCAGCCUUUGCUUUUGCCAAACUCAACUACUGUGGCCGAAGCGACAUCGUCGGCAUCCAUGCAGACAACUGCAGCGUCGCCAAAUAUGCUUGCCGCAUCUCAACACACGCAUCCAGCACGAACACGUCUAAGUCCAAUAUCAGCAGCAAGUGUUGUUUCACUUACAUCCACAUCACCAGUGCCAUCUGCAGCCACGGACAAUGUCGUCGACGUUACCGACGAUCAGAACGACGUCAGAAGCCAUUCAGAAAAUACGAAGCCAGGCACUCGUCUGAAUUCGACCGACAGUUCACAGGCAAUGGCGGUACAGCUGGAGCACGAUUCAUUUUCAAACAUUACGAGCAAUUUUGAUCCUCAAGAGACACCUAUAACGAGUUGCUGCGAGUUUUCCAUAGAUCCAGAGUAAGGGGUGUCCCUAUAAACUAAACGUGAAUUACUUAUGGCAAACUGGUGAAACUAUGCUCACGAAAGUCUUAGCUAUACAAAACAGAUACGAAAUGGAAGACAUACAAUUUUAGUUCAUUUGUGUAUGUAUAUAUAUAAGUGUGUAUGAAUUAUACAAUGCUUGUACUAUUAGACAUU
This is a messenger RNA of Rhagoletis pomonella (apple maggot), 1890 nucleotides long. RefSeq lists its product as uncharacterized. The transcript has 3 exons. Lineage: Eukaryota; Metazoa; Arthropoda; Insecta; Diptera; Tephritidae. The record is from RefSeq and is a predicted model, not a curated record. The annotation marks the transcript as partial. Gene Ontology annotation, cellular component: endoplasmic reticulum. Gene Ontology annotation, biological process: positive regulation of ERAD pathway; response to endoplasmic reticulum stress.